Tigriopus californicus is the source of this 4830-nucleotide messenger RNA. Its product is annotated as protein phosphatase 1 regulatory subunit 12A-like. Gene Ontology annotation, cellular component: cytoplasm. Gene Ontology annotation, molecular function: enzyme inhibitor activity; phosphatase regulator activity; protein kinase binding. The record is from RefSeq and is a predicted model, not a curated record. Lineage: Eukaryota; Metazoa; Arthropoda; Copepoda; Harpacticoida; Harpacticidae.
CCGUUCUUUUUCACAGUAGUGUCGAUGUCUUGUCUUGUUCUAGUAGGUGAAGUACUUGUAGCGUAUGCGUGAAGUGUGAGUUGUGACCACCAACCAACCUCGUCGACCUCGGGAGCCUCCUUCACGGCCUCAGCCUCCGCAUCGAUCUGUGCUGAUGGACCCGUAGACACCCGGGCCUCCUUUAUUGUGCGAGUGUAGAUGUAGAUGAAGUCAUAUGUAUAAAUGGACUGUCCUGGUUCCUACAUUGAUUGAAGUUGAGUGAUUCUGAGCUGAUCGGGUGACAACUACCCUACAUAUCAUGGGCUUCGACCAUUCUAGGCCAUGAGACGUGUGUAACGCCCACUGCCCGUGAUGUCGAAUUCCAUUGAGACGCGCAGUACCUCCGCCCUCUUCAAGAGGGCGGAACAAUUGCGGCGAUGGCAGGAGAGCGACACGAAUCGCGAGCCCAACGAGCCCAAGCGGUCGCGUCUCAUGCCGUUCAUGACCUCGAACUCGAAUGCCGCGCCCACCAGUCACGCCCACACGAACACGACGGGCAAAGGCGGCUCCUCCAUGCGACUCAAAGAGAGUGGGAGUGGGAAGAUGCGGGUGCGAUUCAUGGACGGUUGUGUGUUUCUGGCCGCCUGUGCCGCCGCAGAUAAAGAUGAGGUGGAAAAGCUGACGGAACGUGGAGCCGACAUAGACACGGCCAAUGUGGAUGGACUCACCGCCCUCCAUCAGGCGUGCAUUGAUGACAAUCUGGAAAUGGUAGAAUUUCUUGUUCAAAGAGGCUCGGAUGUUAAUCGUGGUGACAAUGAAGGUUGGACACCUUUGCAUGCCACGGCCUCGUGUGGCUUCAUCAGUAUUGCCAGAUAUCUGAUUGACCACGGAGCCAACGUGUCGGCCGUCAACAACGAUGGAGAGCUGGCGAUUGAUAUCGCAGAGUCGGACGAGAUGGAGAUACUCCUCCAGAAAGAAAUCGACGCUCGAGGGAUCGAUUGUGAUGAUGCUCGGAACACUGAAGAGCGCCUCAUGCUCGAAGAUGCCCGUCAAUGGCUCAAUGCAAAACAGUUCAAGGACACACCUCAUCCGAAAACCGGUGCUACGGCUCUUCAUGUGGCUGCUGCCAAAGGCUACAUCAAAGUCAUGAGUCUAUUGAUCCAAAGUGGAGCGGCUACGAAUGCCCAAGAUUUGGAUGGUUGGACGCCUCUUCAUGCGGCAGCUCAUUGGGCUCAAAGAGAGGCUUGCGAGCUACUCUGUGAGAACUAUGCCAAUAUGGACAUCAAGAACUACGUGGGCCAGACUUGCUUCGAUGUGGCGGAUCCAGACGUGAUCCGCCUCCUGGAGGAACUCAAGAAGAAACAGAACACUUUGCAGAAAGACAGACCUGAAAUCAGAAACCUUAUCAAUAGACCGGCCAUUCCUGCAGGGACUUCUCCAGCUAACACUGGAAAGAGAAGCUCCUUGAAUAACAACACCAUUUCGGCCUAUAACUACAACAGUAACUUAAAUGACAAUGAUAGAUCUUCCAUUACCCGGCUUUCCAUUGACGACAAAGCCUUGCGCUCCAAAGAGGUCUCCACGCAAGAGCGUGAUCUGCUCCUGAAUAAAUCGCCUUUAGUGUCUGAGACCAUUCCAGAAGCUAACCGGGCAUCCGAUAGUGACAAGGAGUCUGAUCCUGAUAAAGGGUCACCCGACGAUUCGUUUGACGACGAUUCGGAUCUGUCAGAAUCGGAAAAGAUUCAUGCCCAGACCAAGGCUGGCUUGAAGGCCGUGUCUAAGCGGAACAGAGCUCUUCAAGAUAUCGCUCCCAAAACGAGUUCGGGCGUUCCUAAAAUCACCUUAAACAAGGAGGAGCAGUCUAAAAAAUCCGCCUCUAUCAACGAUAUCAGCAAAAAGACCGUGGACGAAGCCAACGAUAAUAGCGAUAACUAUCCUUGGCGACGUCCUGCCUCGCUUCGAGCUCGUACAACCAAUACGGGUUCAUCAUCGGUGACAUCCUCCAAAUUGUCUCCUAGUAAGGAAGAAGAAGAUGUUCAAUUACGACGCGUCCACAGCUUUGAAUCCGAUGAGAAAUUCUAUGCUCGUUUGACGGAGCUUCGCAAUCGAAUUCGGGCUACAUCCCUGCCUGUUUUACCCGGCGGAGAAUCUGAAGAAACCAAGACCAACAAGACAAUCGCUUCACAUAGACCUCUUCGAGACGACCUUAAGAACAACAACCAACAACACAAUCAGAAUACAAAUCAAACCUCUAAUAACCCAAGCAACAAGUCGGUGUCAGAUAACAAGUCCUCCUCCUCCUCUUACCUGAGUAAUAGCCUCACGAGUAGUCAUGUCAGCAGCAGUCCGUCCUAUUAUUCAUCUUUACCUCGGAAUCCGUUGAGACAUCUCCCCUCAUUGCCUGAGAAUGUCACCACUCCUACUAGUACCCCAUCGACGACAUCGACGAGUACAUUCAAGGUGCCACUGUCACCCCAGACCUCGCUGAAGGAUCGUCCACCACAAGCCACGCCUACCAUUGUCAGGAAACGACGUGAGGAUCAGCUCACUCGACCCAAGAGUGAUACAAACUUACAGCCACACCAAGUCAGGAGUGAUGACUCGAGUAGUACUGCCAGUAAUAGUAAUGGAAGGGGUUCAGCUCCCUCCACGCCUGAGAUUCUGGCUCAAUUGUCGGCCGCUGAUAAAGCUGGGAUCACGAAUGUCUUCAAGCAGUUCUUCAAAUCAUUUGUGCCUCCCGUCCGGGACGAAGAGUCAGAGACCCAGAGGAAGGCCCACGCCAAGCGGGUCCGCGAAACCCGGCGUUCCACGCAGGGAGUCACUCUCGAGGACCUCAAGUCCGCGGAGCAGCUCGUCAAGAAGAGUAAGCAGCAGGAACAGCAGCAGCGCACAUCGGAAUUGCAGCAAUUGGCAGCCACCACCACCAGUAGCACGAGUGGACCCCUGGGAUCCACGGCCACCACCACAGUGAGCAUCCCCUCCACCACGGCCAACAAGACCAAUAGCAGCAGUUCGACGUCUUCAUCAAACUCCAAUUACACGACCACGGGCGAUGCGGACCGCGCUCAAGAGAGGCGGCCUUCGUGGAGGCUCAAGAUGGAAGGAGGCACGGACCGGAAUAGGUUCCGCCUGGAAGACUCUAGAUCGUCAGGUGAUAACGACGUUUUAGCCGCACUCAGGAAGCCAUCGGCGGGCAAAGGGCCUCCCAACUCCUCUGUGCCGUCCAUAUCACUGACAGACGAACGGGGAGUGAACUCACCCGCGACUGGAUCCGGUUAUUCUCCCAAACCUGCUAUUCAAAGGCGAAAGAAGCCCAAAAGGCGUUCCACGGGCGUCGUCAAACUCGGAGAUCUGGACGAUAAGGAUGAAGACGAGUCGGAUUCCGAGGAUGAGGACGACACGAGUUUGAGCACUGAUGGUGCCAGACAAAGUGGAUCUUCCACUUUGGGAGCCGCAGCCAAAAGCAACUCCAGUCAUAACCAAAAUGGAGCUGAUGUGGAUUACAAAAAGUUGUGGGAAGAGUCACAAAAAGAAAACGGCCGCCUUCGCGAAGAUUUGGACAAGGUCAAGGGCGACCUUACCCACACCAGAAGACAGCUAGAUGGAGCGAAGAACUCGACGAGUGGAUCCAGUGGAACCGGACUUUCGGAUGCAGAAAAACGCGAAAAGAAAGCUUUGGAACGAAAGCUCAGUGAAAUGGAAGAGGAACUUAAACUGCUUGCAUUGUCUGAAAAUCUGACUGAUCAGCAACUGGAACACUUGAAGAAUGAUAACCAACGCCUCAGAGAUGAGAACGGCGCUCUCAUCCGCGUGAUAUCCAAGUUGUCCAAGUGAUUCCUUCCAUUAUCAGUGGGAAUAGAUGGACGUCCCACCACUUUUGAAGUUCAAUGAUGAGAGCUAACAUGAAAAUGCCGCCGAUGCCUGCCAAGGGAACCCGAAGCCACGAACCAACUAAAUGCUGUUCUUUUACGACGAUCGUCCCCAUUUUUAUGUAUUCCCGGGACGAGGUUGAUCGAGUCCAUUAUUCUCGCAUCCGCGUGAUAAACGUGAUGGUGUUGAUGUUAAACGGAAUCUGAAUUCCCAUUCUCCACGACCACGACUUUUGACGAAAUCGCUUUCAAAUAAUUGAUGAUUGAUACCAUGAUGAGUUCAUUAUUACUCAUUUUAUUAUUAUUACUAUUGUCAUUAUCAUCAUCAUCUUCAUCCAUGACUAUUUCAUUGUCUAUCGAUCUACAUAUUUCUCUCUGUCUCCUUCUUUCUUCUCUUCGUCAUUCACCCAGGACAUUCUUGAACAAGAACAAUCAUCUGUUUUCGCCGAGUAUAUUUGAUCCGCACUCUAGUCUGCCCGAUUUGUCUCUGUGGUUGAGAAUCUGGCCCCUUUUUGUCAGCCUUUCGCUUUUCUUCGCCAGUUGAUGGGCUUCCAAGGAUCAUUGGAAUCAGGUCUCUGAUAACAACACUCCCUAGAAAAAGACGAUGGGUCAGAAGAGACGUGUUCCAUCGGCAACGACAUAUUUAUUCUAAAAAAAAAGAGCCUCUCCCCAAACAAUUGUGCCUUAAAAACGGCCCCAUUGGCCGAAAAUGCUCUUUGAUUCCAUAUUGCUAUUCCCACUUCUACUGUCUCUUCCUGCUCCUCUUCUUCCUUGAGUGUCGUUGCUGACCUCAUUUUUGUUCCCAAAAAUCGUUCCAAAUCCCAAGACUUGUUCGUUCGUUCUUCUAUCGUUGUUCCACUCCAUCAAUCUAUAUAUCAACAACACCAUUCAAUAAUCAUAAAAACAACAACCAACUAUUUGUAUGCUUUAUAGUAAUAAUAUUAUUAAUAACAUCGAAAUAAAACAUUGCCGUCAAAAGGUG